CUUGGAAGGGGAGGCGGUUAAUUGCGCGAGCCGUUUGAAUGCGGGUUUAACGGCUGCUGCUCAGGCCGCGCGUGCGCAGGGUGUGAGCGCCGCCCCGUUCCCCUGUUAGAGGGAGUGGGACCAUCCCUUCCCUGACCCCUCUCCCAUCCGUAGCCGCCUCGGCGAGCAGUUGACAUGGCUGGGAAGCUGGUGAAUGGCGGCUCGGUGCCGAACACGACGUGCCUAGAGGGCCUGCCGCCGCUGCCCAAGAGCCUGAGCGGGCUGCUGAACUCGAGCGGCGGCUCGUGGCGCGACAUGGAGCGGGUGUACGCCAAGCGGUGCAUGAUCCAGGAGGACCUGAGCCGGGCCCGCACCGCCAGCAGCCGCCACAGCAACCGGCCCAACAAACCGGCUAACCUGGAUGCUGCGUUGGCCCUGCUCCGGAAAGAGAUGGUUGGCCUGCGCCAGUUGGAUAUGUCAUUGCUGUGUCAGCUGUGGUCUCUCUAUGAAUCCAUUCAGGAAUAUAAAGGAACAUGCCAGGACUUGUCAGCUGCAGCUAAUUCGGAUUGCUCCUAUGGAUUGGAAAAUGGAUACUUUGACGAAGAAGAGGAAUAUUUCCAGGAACAAAGUGUUGUCGAAAAUGGGAAGGCUGACAAAUUGGAAACAAAUCUUGCAGUGCCUAAAACUCUCAAUUCCCGAGACCAGUGGAUGCAGGAUUCCUUUCAUAUCACUAUAUAGUAGAUGUUCUACAGCUUUGACCUUCACACUGUUUCUGACAUUGUGCUGUUGUAGAUUUUAAAACUGAUUCGAUCGAGGGUCAGCUUUGGGGAGAAAGGUGGUGGGGUGGAUAGGAAGAGAGACAGUAAUGUUUUAGUAACCAGAUUUCAUUAAGCUAAUUAACUUAUAAGUUGUCAUUUGGGGUUUUAAACACCCCAAGUUGAAGAAUCCUUUAAUCAGCUUGGUACUUAAAAAUGCAAUUUUUUUGAAAGAGUCAGUUUUUUUUCAGCCAGGCAUUAAUUAAUUUUUUUGCAGACUCCAUAGCAGGUAUUUAAAAUUUCUGUAGGACUGGGUCAUGUCCAAACUUUUUAUAUGCUUAAACUAGUGUUUGUCGGGCCACGCUGGUAUACUCAGCAAUCAAAGAAACAAUGGUGAACUUGGUCUUGAAGUUGGUAAACAAAUGAGAAUUCUGUAGGCAUCAUCCAAGUAAAACACUGUGACUACCAUGUUAAGGGCUGAGGACUUUUUAAGCGAUUUUAUAAAAUUGACUUCAAUAAACUGAAUGUAACCUACAUUUUUGCCCUAUUUACAAUUCCAUUUGUGGGAUGAGCAAAAUCACAGUGAAGGAUAGAAUUGAACCUUCUAACGUUACACCAGAGUGAAAGACCAACACCAGCCAAGUGUAAAUACUUUGUGCUGACUAUAAAAUGCUAUUGGCUAAGAGUUUGAUGCAAGUCCGCAUGUUAGACAUUCCUAUGCUCCCUGUUCAAACAGCUGUCCAGCAAUCUCGACUCAAAUAAACUGAAAAAUGGUUAAGUUGUUAUGAAAAUAUAGUGUAUUUAAUUAGGCAAAUGGCUUGAAGUAAAAGCUUCUUUGACUGUUAUUAAAUUGAGAAUUUCAUAUUAAUGGCUGAUAGCUCUGGUCUGCCUGCCUUGCUCCAGAAAAGUUGAUUUUUACAUUACCUGAUCUAAUGUAAAUGAUGUGUGGACUAGAAGAGGUCUAGGAGGUAUACAUCUCCUGUAGAAAUAUUCUUGGGAACUAGCAAAUAUAGUUUGGAAUGGUAUCUCAGUACCACAAAAAUCUAAUUGAUUUAAAACAUUACUCUGCUAUCAGCAAAUAAUUUAAAGAUGAUUGGAUUGACCCUGAGGUAAUUAUGAGAUGAAUAAAGGAGUGUGAUUUGAAUUUAUUAUCUUAACAACAGUAUUUUAUUGCAGAAUAAAUUGCAUCAAUUUUGAGCCUCUUUAGUGUGUUAAAUGGGAGAGAACCAAAUCCCUUCAUCUAAAUGUAACACUCUACUUGAAUUGUUGGCAGGAACUAAUCCCCCAGUCAUAUGUAGCAUUCAUUAUGAAUUUUAUUUAUUUAUUUUUAUAAACUCUUCUUGCUGAGGUUUUGUGAAAAAGGAAAAUGAUUCACAAUUAAAACCCAGCAGAAGUAAAUGAGCUUCACUGGGGAGAUCAAUUGCUUUUAUAAUCUCUGAAUUAAAUUGGUUUUAUGAUACUGUACAUGAAAGAUAAAUGUGCAGCUAGCACUUUCAAAAUAAAAGUGCAAUUUCUUAACUGUACAGAACUCUUAUGAGAAUGCAUUUGAUUUAAUUUUUCCAUGGUUUAAUAAUCUCUUUGUAAUUACUGAUUUUUGUAUCUGAGGUUCGCAAUCUUGAACUGUCAAUACAGCUGUAUUUUUUUGAACAUUAUUUCUAAUUUAUAAAAGUUUUUGGUGCAAAAUUCUAAUUGAACACUUGUAUUUAAAUGUUUUGGUCACUUUUAUAAGAGUAUAGAAAUACAGUUUGAGAUCUUUUGCACAGGCCUUUUUCUGGCUUUGCACCUACAUUUCAAGCUCUGUGAUUGUCCUGUACCAGGUGUUCAGACUGGGUAUCAGUGCACCAUCCCAGUGGGAGUAACUAGGAUUUUAGAGCAUUGCAGGGAAAUGUAACAUCAUUUGAUCACAGAACUGAACAUUAGAAUGUGUUAAAAGGAUGUUAACACUUGUACGCUGUCUGGUCUAGCCAUCUGUCCAAUCAGCUAGUUGAUUUAGAUAUUGUGGCAUAAUUUUAAAACUUUAGCUAACACAUAUUUUAUAUUGUAAUCAAAAGACUGCAAAAUCAACAAGUCUUCCAAUUUGCCAUUGCUGAAAAAUAUAACCAGAGAAAGUAGCUGAGACAUUUAAUAUAAAACUUUUAAUAUAAAACUGUUUUUUGUCCUUUUGCACAUGUAUUUCUAAAUGUCAGCUCUUAAAACAUUAGUUUCUUUUGCUGCAAUUGUAGAUUAUAUGUGAGACACAGAUCUGCAUGCAGUGUAAGGUGCUCCAGUUUAUAAUGGUUCAAACGUACCUGGGAAGAACCAUAUAUCAUUACAUCUGUUAGUGAAGAAACAAAGUAUUUUUAGAUGCCCAGCUUGAAGGUUCCAUACACACUUUUAAAUGCAUUUCAUUCAUUUUUUGAAGUUUUGGUGUGAAUUUUAUUUUAAAUUCUUUAUUUUCUAGUGUGUAGUGACCAAAUGCGAAAAAAGCAUGUUUUCCUAAGGGAUAAUAAAGCUAAAUAACUGCUAACAGAA
This is a messenger RNA of Carcharodon carcharias (great white shark), 3245 nucleotides long. RefSeq names its product family with sequence similarity 89 member A (gene fam89a). Lineage: Eukaryota; Metazoa; Chordata; Chondrichthyes; Lamniformes; Lamnidae. The record is from RefSeq and is a predicted model, not a curated record. Bases 175 to 717 code for a protein of 180 amino acids. The transcript is spliced from 2 exons.